GCUAAAAAGGAAAGUUUCAAGUCCUUUUUCAAAACAUUAAACAUAAAAGUAGUGUUUAAAUGUAUUAAACCGUGUAGAAGAUAAAGCUUCUGUAGUGUGUGCAGUCAUUAGUUCAGCUGGCCAUGUCUCCGUCUCAGACCUCAGGGAUUCAAAUAUUAACCUCCAACUUUUACAACAGCUGCCACAGUGGCGCGGGAUCAUUUCCAACCCGUAUGUCAAUACAGUAAAAACAGAUCCGUGAAGAUGACGGUCAUUUACUUUCCGGGUGUGUCCGGGUGUAAAGUAACGCUGCUGCUGCUGCUGCUGCUGCUGCUGCUGCUGCUGCCGACAGGAGCUGGACGAGGAGUUGGUUUCACUUCAUGAAGACAUCUCAGAGGACAGAGGAGGGAGAGAGGAGAGACAGCCGGGGUGUCUGGUAAGUGCUGCUGGGGUUAUAGCGAGAGGUUAACCUGAGGUCAAACACACAGAUAUUAUCUUAUGGCAUAUGAGACGCACAGCACGCUCAUCUGGCUGAGUGAGGUCAAAGAACACAGUGUGUACGAAUGAUCAUGUGGGCUGCACCAGUUUUGCGCCUUGCUCAGGUAAUCAGUCACCUGCUGGAGAAAACGGGACGAGGUGAUGUUUCGUUCUUCCGUUUCUUUAGGUGACUGCUGAAAGAUGGGACAGACACAGAGCACCCUCAUGAAGAGUGGCUAUAAAAUUGAAAAGGAAAGUGAAAGUCACGCUGUGGUCACGAAGGACGGUGAGAAGUUCUGCAUAAGAAAGCUCCAGAUUUCCACAAAUGCAGAAUUAAUCUCACAGUUAGAAACGCUCAAGACCACGAGUCAUCCCCAUGUGAUGAGCAUCGCGAAUUCCUUUCAGGAUGAAGAUCAACACAUCUAUUAUGUGGUGACGGAGUACUGUCAGGGAGGGAGCCUUGCAGAAAAGAUCAAACUGAAGAGGGGCCCUGAACAAGAGUUUGAGGUACUGAGCUGGAUUGCUGAAAUCUGUAUGGCUCUGAGAUUCCUACAUGAAAAAGAGUUGCUUCACAAAAAUCUGACGCCGCAGAACAUAUUCUUCACAGAAUUUGAAACUCUGUGCUUGAGUGGAUUUGGGGAAACCCAAGCAAAUGACACUAAUGUGAGCACUGCGGGAGAUGAAGCAAUCAACUAUCUGGCACCAGAGGUCUUCACACAGGCAACGUAUGAAACCAAGAGUGACAUCUGGUCAGUGGGAUGCAUACUCUAUGAACUCUGUACUCAACAAUUAGCGUUCUCUUCAGACACCACAGUCAGUCUCAUCCCCAAGAUUAUUUGUGGUCCUUACCCAAGUCUGGAAGGCCAGUGGUCACCAGAGUUCUGCGAACUCUUGAGUGAUAUAUGGACGAGCGACCCUGACUCAAGACCUACAGCCUCUGAGAUCUUGAGGCAUCCCAUCAUUUUAAGAUGUCUCUAUAAAAAGAGCAAAACAACUGUGGAGCACCUUCAGACUCAGUUGGGCAAACUGACAUCUGUGGCUGACAGUUUGGAACGUGUGCACCAGGGCGCCACCAUCGGCAGCCUGACAGGGGGAGUGAUUGGAGCCAUGGGAGGGAUUACAUCCAUAGUGGGACUUGUUCUUGCCCCCUUCACUCUGGGAGCCUCACUUGUUGUCACUGGGGUGGGAGUCGGGGUGGGUGUGGCUGGUGGGCUCACAGCAGGUGCCUCAAAUAUCACAAACAUGGUCAACCAGUCCUCCGAUCGCAAAACAGUUGGAAGCAUCAUUAAAGAGUUUGAUGCGAAAAUUAGUGCUGUAGCCCUCUGGCUUCAGGAGAUUAGCAUCAGUUUACAGACAAUCGGAACAUGCUAUGAAGGUGAUACACCUGAUGAUGAAGAAAGCCCUCGCAAUCAAGCAACUGGAACUGGGAACUGGGUGAGAUUUGGCACAAGGGUAGGCAGGGGCUUAGGCGCUAUCACUGAAUUGUUUCGACUCGUUCGAGUGGCAAAUAUUGGCAAAAUCGCAGCACAAGCAUCCAGGGCAGUACGUGUGGCGGAGGUAGCAACUGGUGUACUCUCUGGUCUUUUUGUGGCAGCAGAUAUUUUCUUUAUUGCCAUGGAUGCUAAAGAGAUACACAACAUUAGACAAACACAGGAAGAUGGUACGACAAACUCUGAGAUCAUGAAAUUUGUCCAGUCCAUCCGGCAUGCGGCAACAGAGUUGCAGGAAGUUUUGGAUGAGUUCAAAGCCGUAAUCUCAGACGUCCCUUUCCUUGAGAAUGAGAGAGAGUUAGAAUGGGACCAUAUGGAAGGAAUGUAAACCCGAAGUUACACUGAGCUACUCCUGGGGGCGUGGCUUCUGAAUCGCUUAGGUGACAUGAUGUAGAGGGGGAUAUGUUAAGAAAAAUACAGUUAGUCUUAAGGUGUGAUUGCCUCAUGUAACUCCCCAAAGUAGAAUUUUAUCAUAGUCAUCAUUGAACCCCAUCAAUCCCAGGCUUAGAUUUACAUCUCUGUAGUGGUUCCAUUUAAUGUCUGCUUCCAAAAUCCUUUCAUUAGCUUCAAUGUGGAUAUAUUGCACAUCUUCUAUUCCAUGAUUAUUAGGCUAUUUUAAAAUGAAGAAACAUUUUAUGUAAAUAGUUAUAUUAAAGAUUUAUGAUGAAUGAUUGAUAUGAUAAUAUACAUUUACAUUUCAGAUUCAAAAAUCCAGGCAGAAAACAAUCUUUUCAGAAUCUACUGAAUAACCAGAGUGCCACAGGCCACCCUUGAUACCUGACUCUCCACAGGUACCACCUCAUUUUCCUAGACUAUGAUUUUCUAUCUGUCUGGCCAGCUGUGGGACUUUGGUUCAAGCCAACCAUUUGUUGGUGGCCAUGUAUUGUGAUUGGUCGUUCUGUUUAUCUUUUUAGUUACACAUUUUUAGGAACGUAAGAAACUGUAAGAUACUGUUAUCUAUGUACAGUAGAAAUGGAUAUAAUAAUGGUAAAUUAAUUAUAUUCCGAAGUGUGGCACUUGCAGACAGACUUAAUGGCACCCUAGUGAAGUUACUCUUUAAUAAGUGAGCACAGGAAGGCAACAAUUCUACUAAUGCUGCCACCAUACAGUUUCAGAGUUAAUUUACUUUUAUUGUAUCAUCAGAUUAGGUCACCUCUGAAGUGACUAUGAUGAUUAUCUCGACAUUAAAAAAUAAUAAUUAAACAAACAAAUGAUUUAAUUUAGUUAUAUGCUGCGUAAUGAUUAACUACUUUGUCUUGCUUUUUGAUAUCACUGAUUGUCAAGAGUAAUUGUAUUCAUGACAGUUGUCCUUGGAGACAUUAAGAGUGAAAACUGCUGUUGUAUCAUGAUGUUUCAUGUGCAGUAUAUUGAGCACUGUUAGCAAACCCAGCCACACUCCUUCGCCACUGCAUACUGUGUUGUAAAAUCAGCUGCCAGCGGGUCACAUUGCACUGUACAACCUAACAUAUUACAAAUUCCUUGAUUACAAAUUAAUCUUGAUUUUCACAAAUAAUCACCUUGUUAUAACCUGGUAGUAGCUCCAUGGUCACCAGCAAUCCCACCAUAGAGUUUAGUGUAUUGUGUUUGCUUUUCAUUAUUUUGUACAUUAAAGUAAUGCACAGUGAAAGCCCCUUUGGGUCACAUUUGACAAAACCUUACGUUGAUGACUUGUAGUCGGUAUGAAACAGUAAAAGACACUGUGACAGACUAUAAUGCACAUAGCCUUACCCUCAGAUCUCAGCUGGGGACCAUCAAAAGCACAAAUGAUCUCAUCGUUCCACAAACAAUAACCAGAAGGUGAUUUUAUCCGAGAUACACUCUGCACAUAAGAGACUUAACUGCAUUCAAACACACGUGCCUCUGAGUUUUUCUUUGCUAAGAUUAAUUGCAUCAUGGUGCUUUAAUCCCAGGAUGAACCAAAAUGUGUCCUCAAUUCAGCUGUAAACAUUCAAUUACGAAUGCAUUGAUAUAAAAUGUGAACAUUGUAAACAUCUAUGUCACUGAAAAAUAAAUAAAGGUUGUAACAAGGA
Molecule: messenger RNA, 3976 nt
Organism: Acanthopagrus latus (yellowfin seabream)
Lineage: Eukaryota; Metazoa; Chordata; Actinopteri; Spariformes; Sparidae
Product: calcium/calmodulin-dependent protein kinase type 1D-like
Exons: 10
Coding region: 658-2274 (538 amino acids)
Biological process (GO): lipid transport; protein phosphorylation; lipoprotein metabolic process
Cellular component (GO): extracellular region
Molecular function (GO): protein kinase activity; lipid binding; ATP binding
Source: RefSeq, a predicted model, not a curated record